Molecule: messenger RNA, 202 nt
Organism: Monoraphidium neglectum
Lineage: Eukaryota; Viridiplantae; Chlorophyta; Chlorophyceae; Sphaeropleales; Selenastraceae
Exons: 1
Source: RefSeq, a predicted model, not a curated record
AUGACUGUUGGCUGCAGCCCGAGUGGCGCUCACAAGCUCGCAGGUGGCUAUGCGCGCAGCGGACAUUCAAAUGAUGCAGGCGCCCCUAUCCCGACUGCGGCCAAGCAGCAGCAGCAGCAGCAGCAGCAGCAGCAGCAGCGCGGCGCUAGCAGCGUUGAGGUGUACGGAUUUGUUGGCUGGAUCACGUCAGGCGUGGCGUUUG